This is a messenger RNA of Oryctolagus cuniculus (rabbit), 1390 nucleotides long. RefSeq names its product galanin receptor 2 (gene GALR2). NCBI's taxonomy places the organism in Eukaryota, Metazoa, Chordata, Mammalia, Lagomorpha, Leporidae. The record is from RefSeq and is a predicted model, not a curated record. Gene Ontology annotation, molecular function: galanin receptor activity. Gene Ontology annotation, biological process: negative regulation of adenylate cyclase activity; G protein-coupled receptor signaling pathway; positive regulation of cytosolic calcium ion concentration. Gene Ontology annotation, cellular component: plasma membrane.
GCUCCACAGGAUGUGUGCCAGGACCUCGGGACAGGCUUCCCCCCUCCCCGUGGCGGUGGGGGGGGGGGCACCCUCUGGCUGCUUGCUCCUCCCCCUGACCCCAGUGCACCCCGACUCCAGCCCAACAAGGCUCCCUCCUGCGUCAGCGGCCAGGGUGUAGAUGGAGGCUGCAGGAGCCGGCCGGGCAGCCUCGGGUCGGGCGGCACCAUGACCGGCUGGGAUGGCCAGGGGUCCGAGAACGCGAGCCGGGCGGGCGGUGGGGACGCGGGCGGCUGGCAGGCCGAGGCGGUCCUUGUGCCUCUGCUCUUCGGGCUCAUCUUCCUCGCGGGCACGGUGGUGUGCGGUGGCCAGGCGGUCAGCACCACCAACCUGGGCGUGGCUGACCUGUGUUUCAUCUUGUGCUGUGUGCCCUUCCAGGCCACCAUCCACACCCUGGACGGCUGGGUGUUCCGCUCGCUGCUCUGCAGGGCCGUGCACUUCCUCAUCUUCCUCACCGUGCACGCCAGCAGCUUCAUGUUGGCCGCCCUGUCCUUGGACAGGUAUCUGGCCAUCUGCUACCCACUGCACUCCCGCGAGCUACGGACACCUCGCAAUGCGCUGGCGGCCAUCGGGGUCAUCUGGGGGCUGUCCCUGCUCUUCUCCGGGCCCUACCUGAGCUACUACCGCCAGUCGCAGCUGACUAACCUGACCGUGUGCCACUCGGCGUGGAGCAUGUCUCGCCGCCGCGCCAUGGACCUCUGCACCUUUGCCUUCGGCUACUUGCUCCCGGUGCUUGUUCUCACCUACACGCGCACCCUGAGCUGCCUGUGGCGCGCCGGACCAGUGGCUGCGGGUUCAGGCAGCCGGCGCGCCAAGCGCAAGGUGACACGCAUGAUCAUCAUCGUGGCCGCACUCUUCUGCCUCUGCUGGCUGCCCCACCACGCGCUCAUCCUCUGCGUGGCGUUCGGCCGCUUCCCGCUCACGCGCGCCACCUACGCGCUGCGCAUCCUCUAGCACCUGGUCUCCUACGCCAACUCCUGCGUCAACCCCAUAGUCUACGCGCGGGUCUCCAAGCACUUCCGAAAGGGCUUCCGCAGGAUCUGCGCAGGCCUGCUGGACCGCACCUCGCGCCGAGCCUCCUGCCGCGUGCGCGCUGCCACGCGGGACACCCUCGGUGCAGCAGCGAGCUGGCGCGGGCGUCCACCCACCUGACGCACAUGAGCGAGACGGCAGGGGGACACUGUGCUCCUGCCCCUCCCAGCGGUGCUGUCUCCAGCUGAGCUCCUGGCCCACUCUGGCUGGACCGAAAAACCCAAUCCUGACAGUUACUGUGACCUCAGGGCAGGUCACGGGUAGGCUUGCAUGGCCAGGGCUGGAGUCAGAGGUUGGGGAUCGUGAAUAAAAUUGCAGA